UGCCGAACAUUCUUUUGACGAAGCAAAUAAAUUAAAGGUUUGCAAUUUUCAUUUUAUUUAUUCAAUAAAUAAAAAAAAAUAGUUACAAAUGUUUCAAAAAUAUGGAAUUGGGUAAAAAAUCACAAAAAGUGUGUAAAAAGUUAAGAAAAAUAAAGCCAGAACCUCCUGAAAAAAAAAUUAAAACUGACACUCCUUGCAAAAGGGUAGACGCUAGAUGUCUUGUAUUAAAAAAAAAAAUUAAUUGUGAUAAAAAUAAACUUAAUCAAAUUGAGAAAAAAAAUAUUGAUAAAAACAAGAAUUUUAAUAAUUUAGAUCAUAUAAAAAAAGAGAAAGUAAAUAUUAAAAAAUUAAAUAAAAAUUACAGUUCAUUAACCGAAAGCAAAAAGGAAGAAACUUGUGAUGACAAAAUGACCAAAGUGGCAGCACCAGUAGUCAAAAUGGUAGAACCACUAUUUGAGUUGAUUGAUUUUGAAGAAGAGAUUAAAGUGGAAAAAAUUUCUAAGGAAGAAUGUAAAACCCCCGAAGUUGAAUUGAAAAAUUACUCGGAUGAAGAAAUAAAAAUUGAAAAAAAUAUAAUUAGGAAAAUAUCAAGAAAGAAAAAACUUUUAGUAAAGGACAUUUUAAAUAUAGUAGCCUCAGAAACAUAUUCAUAUUCAAACUCUAAUGAUUCCCAUUCGAGUGAAAAUUCAAAUAAAUCUUCAAAAUCAGAUGCGUGUAUUUUACCUAGACGAAACCCAAGUAGAAGAAUUUCUCUUAGAGAUGAAGUAGCCACAAAAUUGAUUUCUGAAAAAGUAAAUGUUAAAAAAGAGGUUAAAAAAAGUUUUCCUACAAACAGGAACACGAGAAAGGUUCGUGGUCGAAAAACACAAAAAAGUUUGAACUCAUUAACGAACGAGAGCUCUUUAAAUUUAGAAAAAGACAUUUCUAAAAUUGAAAAAAGUACAUCUAUUACCUUAUCACACGUGCCUACAGAAAACCAAGAGAAUGAGGUUUCAACUUCUGAAGAAAGUAUAAAUAAUGACAAACCUAUCGAAAUUCCAAAACCUACCACAUUGCUAACUGACAAUUCAAGUGAAAGCGGUGUUUCAAACAAAAAUAAUGAGCCAGUUAUACAAGAAAUACUUCAAGGAAAAGCAUCUGAAAAAUGCGAAAAUGAAAGUAAUAAAACAUGUAACAUUCAACAAGUCAACGACUUAGAGCCAUUAAUUUGUACUGAAAAAGAAAAUUCAAUCAAUAUGUCCCAGGAAAUUUCAAGUAAUAUUCCCAUGCCAUUAUUACCAGAAGAGCAGAACAACGUAGUUCAAGAGGCGGAAUCUAAAAGUCCAAUGCAUGAAACACAAAAUCAUAUUCACGAAGAAAACUUAGAAAAAGACAUAAAUAUUUCCACAUCUAGUAUUGAGAAAAUUCCAGAUAAACAGUUAGAGGAAUAUACAGUAAAAGAUUGCAAUAUUGCAGAUACAAAGUCUGACAUUAAAAACACAAAUAUUACUGAUAUAAAAAUUGAAUCAAAAACUAUGGAUGGUCUAAACGAAACUAAUUCGGAUUCUGAAGAAAUUGAAAAUAAACACGAAAUUUCAAAGACCGACAUCAGCAUUUCAGAAACAAGUAUAGAGACCAAAAUAGAACUAACGACAAAUAUUAAGAUUGAAAAUGAAAUCGAUAUUCAAAAAACAGAUUUGGAUGAAACUAUGAACGAAAAAGAAAUUUUGUCAGAUGAAAAAUCUUUUACUGAAAACAAAAUUGAAAUUAACUCCAAUGAAGACGUAAAAGAAAAGAAAAUUUCCGAAGAGAAAGUAUUUUCUAGUGAUGAAAGUAAAACUAACGGUUUUGAUAAUUCGAAACAACGCUUUUUUAUAUUUGGGGAUGAAAUCGAAGAAGAAUGUUCUUCUUGUAAAAUAGGAAUGGAAACAAAAGAAAUUUCCAAGGUAAACGAGCAAAUUUGUGGUGAAAUCAUACAUAAAACGCAGGAGGAUUUUUCAAUUAAUUGUUAUAUGUGUUGGGAUGAAAAUAACUGGACCUUCAAAAAAUUCAAUGAUUUAAAACUUUUUUCAACACACCUCAACACAGAACAUACAAAUGAUGAAAUUAGUUUCCAAAACAAACGUGGUAACUCAUAUUCUUUAGAUUUUGUUAACGAAAAUUCUUGCGUGAUGCCGCAGUCUAUGUGGUUUGGAAUUUAUAAUGAAAUGAUUAUGUUUAAGUGCGGAUUUGCAAAAAUUGAUACAAAUGGUUACAUACUCUACUCGUGCUUAGAAUGCCAGCAUGCUUUUAAAAAUUUUAAUACUUUUACAAAGCAUAUUUUGGGAAGGGAAACUAAAGAACAAAAAAUUGGUGAACAUGAAGAAAACAUGAGCCCAAUAGUAUCCGACAAUAUGUCUGUAAGCUCAACAAAUAAAAGCGACAUAAAAGAUUGUGAAAAAGAAAAAUCAUACGUUAAAAAUCCGGCAUUAAUCGAAAGUUGUAAAGAAUUUGCAAAGGAAAUUGAAUGUAAUAAUAUUGAUAACGAAAAUAAUAAGGAAACUUCUCAAUUUAAAGAGAAAAAUGAAGAUAAUGCCGAUAAUAACCAAAAUUCUAUGCAAGAGCCCCAUAUUUUUUUACCGAAACCUAAAAGUAUUUUAGAAAGUAUUUUAGAAUCAGCAAAAGUAAAUAAAGAAAAUUCAGAUCAGGAAGAUAAAUCGCCAACUUUACUGCUCGAAAGCAUUGACCCAAAUGUAAAUAUUCCAACUGAAAAAAAAAUUGAAGAAAAUCUUCCUGAUUUGGUAUCUCAUGCUGAAAUUAAUAAAAAAUCUAGCAAUGAAGAACACGUUCCUGACACUUAUAAUUAUAAGCAAAUAACAACUGCACUUUUCGACAUUUUCAAAGAGGGUGAAGAAGAGCCAGCUAGUUCUAAGUUAAAUAAAAUUUUAUCAGUUGGAGAGAGUUAUCGCAGUAUCAAAGAAAAAGAAAAAAUGGAUUUAGAAGAAAGGGAAAAACAAAAAAUAUUAAGCUUAAGCAUUCAGAAAGAUACUAGACCUAGAAUUGAAGGAGCUAACAUUGUUACAAAACAUAUUCUUGAUUUAAAUGACAAACUAGCUCUUUUAACUUGUAAAUAUUGCAGUCGUCGUUACACUUGCUUAACAAAUCUUAGAGAACAUUUCCGAAUUCAUGUUGGUGAUCGAAUGGUUAUAUGUUAUAAGUGCAAGCGUGGUUUUUCAAAAAAAAGUAAUCUAGAAGAACAUAUAAACAUUUUUCAUCUCGAUUCUUCUGAUAAGAACAUCGACUUAGACGUUCUAGGCGACAAUCGGAAAGAAAUAGCAAAAAAUACUAAUAUAACAGUAAAUGAAAAUAAUCCAAAAGAAAAGGGUUUCAAAUGUAAAUAUUGUAUUCGUUUUCUGUCGAACCGCACAGUUUUAGAGGAUCACUUACGUCUUCAUUUUGGUGAAAAACCUUUAAAAUGUGAGAAAUGUGAUUUGCAAUUUUUAAAAAAGUCUAUUUUCGAUAAUCAUGUAAUGGAAGUGCAUGAACUACGAGAAAAUGACGGUCCCUUAGAAAAUUUUGAAGGUUCUUGUAACAAAGAAAAUAAUAAGGCAUUUUCAAAUAAAGCGAAAAACAAAUUUAAAUGUAAACAAUGUCCAGAAACAUUUCCAACAAAAGUAGGUUUAAUUGAACAUUUAAUUAUGAACCACAAUGAUGGCGAAUUCAAAUGCAGAUUUUGUGACCUAAGAUUCAGUUCGAAAAAGAAACGUUCCUAUCAUGAAAAAUUGCAUAAGGAUGGAGCAAAAUUUCAAUGUAACUUUUGCGAUCAAUGUUUUUCAAAUUUGUUUAGUUUAGAAACCCAUGAAAGUUCCCAUAAAAUCAAUGCAGACUUUAAAUGUAGAUUUUGUGAUCAUUAUUUUGCUUCUGAUAAAACAAGGAUUUUACAUGAGGAAAUGCAUGAAACCACUGGUAAAUCUAAUAACAAUAUGCAAAUUCAAACAGUUGAUAUAGCUACAAUAUUACAAAUGAAUAAUGAACAGGCUCCAAUAAAUUCAAAUGGAAAUGCAAAUGAUUCAAAUGGUACUUCUAGUGAUGCUACAGAUCGAUCGUCAAAUCAAAAUACUGCGUCAAAGAAUUUAAUGGUGAAGAAAAUUAUUAAAAAAAUUAAACGAGGUAAAAGAGAUCCUAAUUCCCCACUUGAUUGUCGCUACUGUAAAAAACAUUUUGAAAGUCCACAUCAGUUGUCAUAUCAUGAACGAUUACAUGAAAUAGGAAAAAAAUUUCAAUGUAACAUAUGUGAUAAAAUUUUGGCAACUUCGUAUGCUUUGGAAUUACACCUGACAGCACAUUUAAGAAAAAAAAAUUUUCCUAAAAAUAAUUUUAAUUUGAAAUACAAUGGUUCAAAUAUGUUAACAAACCAAUUAACAAUGCCCAUGAAGGUUGAUUUUAAACCCAAAAUAGAAAUUGUUUCUGAUGUUACUUUAGCCCCAACUGAAACUAUGGAAAUUUUAAACAACUUCUUCAAAAGAGAUUUGCCAGAAAUUACUGUUACUACAACAAGCGACGACGAAAGUUUUCAAAAAAUUGGUGUAAAUGAUAUCGAAAAAAAUUUGGCAGCACAUGUAUUACGUGAUACGGAUCCGUAUUACCAAUUGAUGGCUGACUUUAGCUAUCAAUACCAAAUGUAUCAAAUGCAAUCUGCGCUUAAAAUGGAGAAUAUGAACUUUGCCGAGAUAUCACCUAAUAACAUUACUUCUGGAGACAGCGAAAUAUUUGAUAGGCCAAAAAAGAGUAGAAAGAAAAAACUUACUAUUGAAAAAGUAGAAAGUACUAUUGAAACAAGCAAAACUAAUUUGUCUUCACCAAAUGAUCAAAACGAUUUGUAUAUAGAAAAUAAAAAUAUUGAAUUAGAAAAUCCGCCACAAGAAUUAUUGCAAAAUAAAAUGCAAUUAACUCAACAGGACAAUCUUAAUACUUCUAAAGAUCCUAUAAAGAAAAAGGACAAGAAAAAGCUUAUACCAGAUAAUAAUAAAUCGCUUACGAAUGUAUUUAUAAAAUGUGAAUAUUGCAAUAAAAAACUUAACAGUAGUGAUAAAAAAUUAUUGAGCCGUCACAGACGUUUGCAUAUCGCUGGUGAUACACACAAAUGUUCUUUUUGUAAUAAGUGUUUUGCAACCCUAUAUUAUCUAGAUAAGCACUUAAGAGUUCAUCAUUUAAAUAAGGUAAUACAAUACCAAUGCCCAUCAUGCGAUUCAGUUUAUGUACUGAAAGAAGCUUUGCGUAGACAUGAACAACGUGCUCAUAAGGAAAACAAUUCAAAUCCAAAAAUUGAAAGCAAAGAAAAGGAAAUUAAUAAGAUCGAUGACAACAUAAACAAAACUAGUGACAUCGACUCGUCUUGUUUGGAAAGUAACAUAAAUGAUAUUGGGGAUAAUCAAUUUAAAGAUCAGGAAUUUGCAAUUCCUGAAAUUCCUAAAAAAACAAAUAAAAGAUCAAGAAGUAAAGAACUUAAAUUAUUUGAUUGUGAUUUUUGUGAAAAAGCUUUUCCAACAUUUAGUUCAUUACAAACACAUAUUGAUAAAACACAUAAAAAGCAUGUUGAAAAUUUCGAAGAAAAUUACAGUUUUAAAUGCUCAUAUGAAAAUUGUAAAAAAAAAUUUGAUUGCCAAACAAAUUUGGACAAACAUUAUCGUUUACAUGAAUCUGGAUUUAAGUGUUCGAUUUGUAAUAAAAAAACAAUUUCACAAAUUUCACUAGAUAACCAUAUGAAAAGUCACGGUAUGCCAAUAUCAUUUGGGUGCAAAUUUUGCAAAUCGAAAUUUACAAUGCAAUUAACAAAAGAUAUUCAUGAAAGAAAAAAUCAUAAUAAAGGUUCAAUUUACGUUCAUCCUCGCUUAGUAAUUAAGAAAUUAGGAAUGUGCAAAAGAAAAACAUCAUAUCGUUGCUACAAUUGUAAAAAAUCGUUUUCUUCUUUAAUUUUAUUAAAAACUCACAAUAUGUACAAACAUCCUGUUUAUGAAUGCAACACAUGUCCAGCUAUAUUUUCUAAAAUAAAUGAUUUAGAGGAACAUGAAAAAAUUCAUUUGAAAACAUUACAAUGCAAUUUGUGUGAAAAGACAUUUGAAAACAAACAUACUUUAUAUAAACACCGACGACAGCAUGAAACAAAGUUCUUUAAAUGUAAUAUGUGCCCAGCAGAAUUCUCAUUUAGAGAUGAACUCAAUGAACAUAAAAAAAAUCACGAUGAAUCUGAAAGACCAUUUAAAUGUGUUGAAUUAGGUUGCGAUAAGGCUUUUGUUGUAGAAACAUUUUUAAAUACGCAUUUGAAAAAAAUUCAUGGAUAUUUCUUAUUUAAUUGUGACCGUUGUAAACGAGAAUUUUUAAAUGAAGAUCUUCUCACAGAACACAGGAAAGAGCAUGAUCUUUUACCAGUUGAUAAACAAUAUCGUUGCGAUCAAUGCUUCAAAGAUUUUUCAACACCUACAAUACUAAAAAUCCAUCAAAAAUUACAUCAAUCAUCUGUUGUAGCAGCUGCAGCUGAUUCCCAAACUCCAGAUCCUCAAAAAACUUCAAAACUUAAAUUGUAUACUUGCGAACAAUGUGAUAAACGUUUUUCGAUCGUUACUUAUCUUAAUAAUCAUUUAAAAAAAGUUCAUCAGGUAAAAUUAUUUGUAUGUGAACACUGCAAAAUGGAAUUUCGUAACGAAAAAGAUUUACAAGAACACAGUAAAGUUCAUUUAACGGGAAAAAAGUUUAUCCGAGUUGAAAAAACACAUUUAGACCGGCCUUUCAAGUGUGAACUUUGUGGUAAUUCUUACGCAAUAUUAGCAUAUUUGAACAAUCAUUUGAACAAGGCACAUGGCAAUGAAGAAACAUUAGAUGAACCGAAAAAGGAAGAUUUGAAAAACAAUCAUGCUAUGUCAAAUACUAAUGGAAACAGUGAUUCUUUUGAAGUUUCAAAAAUUGACAAUGCUGAUAUGAAAAUGAAAACGGAAAACGAAGUGGAAACAAAUACGACAGUAGGAAAUAACGAUUCAACGUUAUUCUUGAAUUCACAAAAUGCGAAAAAAAAUAACAGUAUCAAAUGCGAUCACUGCUAUCUGAGAUUUAUAAGCUCAAAAUAUUUAAAAGAACACUCAAAAAUGCAUUUGGAUCCAAAUGAUUCGUCUCGAAUUGAAAUGCUAGAAAGUGCUUUUAAUCCCCAAAGGUCAGAAAAAAUUUUAAAGCCGAUCAUAAAUAGUGGAAGAUCCAACAGCAAUAAUAACAAUACCAACAGUCAAUCUCAACAGCAAAAAAUAAAAGCAAAGAAAAUUUCUGUUCCUAAGAUAAAGAAAAAACCAAAGAAACAACCCAAGCUCAAAACUAAAGCAUACGAUGAAGAUUCUAGUAGUUCCGUGGAAUUGAUUGAAGUUUCUGAACCUCCAGAUAUUCCAGAGCAUAAUCUCAGUUACACUCAAAUAACAGAGGCUCUUACAUCAGCUUCGUCUGGUUUAACCGCUAUUCAACCUGUCGAGGUAAUAGAAAGCCCAAACGAUGAUGAUCAACAAAUGACAACAGAACUCACACCACUAACAACGCUUACAUCUCUAUCAAGUUUGACUCCUUUAACCCCCCUUCAACCAACAGCAGUUUUUCAUCACUCCAGUAAUGAUACAAGUGUUCUUCAGUCUCAGCAACAAUCGCAAUUGCAGGUAACGAACUCGGCGAUGGAAUUAACAUCUCUUGAACCAUCAACAAUAUCAGAAGCGACAAAAUUAUCCUUAACACUUUUGGAACCUUCGGCAUUAUGUGAGUUAACUGCUUUCACUGAACCAUCAGUAGUUCCUAUGCAUACUGCAAACUUAACUGAUCUUACUUCACCUUACGAUCAGUCAACUAGUAUCUUACACCAUGACCAUACAAUACUCGGAGAUUUAGCAUCUUCGUCAACAACAUCAACGUUUGAAGCGCAAUUAAUCACAACUCAAUGUAAUAACUCUUCUGCGACGUUAAACACGUCAUCGGCUUCUUCUGAUUAUGCUGUUACCAAUAUGGAUACAUCGCAAAUUACGCAGCAAUCAAAGAAACCUAGAAUUUCAGACUCAAACAUGCAUUUAGAAAGCUUUACAAUGCUAGAUGACAACUCAAGUCAAACAGAACACAAUUCACAAUCGGAAUUAACGAAUUUUUCAACAUUUGACUCAACAACAGCCUUUUUAUCAACAAAAACUGAUCAAAAUAUGAUGUUCACUGAUUUAAAUAUGUCGACCAAGUCAAUAAUGUCGGAUAGUGCAUCCCUAGAGCCAUUAACAUACUCAGAUUCAAUGCCGUUGUCCGAAGCAACCACAAUCCUAGAACUUACUUCUUCAUCACAGCCAACUAGUUCAUCAGAAGCAACUGCAUUUUCAGAAUCCAAUAAUAACGCUACACUUAUACAAAGCUCUUCUGGAAAGAAAAAACGUAACAGUGGUGGCAAAUCACGUGGUCAAAGACCAACUGAUUCUGAAAUUUUAAAUUUAGAAGGAGAUUUUGAUAUGUGCUGUGAAAACAAAAAUUUCAAGUGCACACUUUGUCAACGAGUUUAUGAUUCAUGGACGAAAUUUCGCAAGCAUAAUGAAUGUCAUGCUUUGAGGCCUCAUCAAUGUCCCAUUUGUCCAUGCAAUUUUAAAACAGAUGAAGAGCUCUUUGAACAUAAAGCAGCCCACGAAAGAUCUGAAAAAAACUUCUCCUGCGAAAUAUGCAACAGAGUUUUCAUAUCUAAAUCACGCUUAAAAGCACAUAUGUUAACAGUACAUAAUGAGGAGAGAGAAUAUAAAUGUGAAUACUGCCCCUCCGCUUUUAAAACUAAAAGCCGACUUGUUGAUCAUACCCGAUGUCAUACAGGUGAAAAACCAAUAAAAUGCCAUUAUUGUGAUGAACAUUUUUCAAGAGCUGCUUACCGUUUAAAACACGAACGAGCUUUACAUCUUGAGUUGUUGGAAAUUGACUUAAAAAACAAAGAAGGCAAAAAAGAAAAAAAGAAUUAAACGAAAAGUAACGUGUAUUGUAAAAUUUGCUUCAAAUAUUUUUAAAUACACUAAUAUCUUAAAAAUGAUAAAUUAAUAAGUACAUAACUGUUAUUAUGAAGAUAUGUAUAAAUAUUAAUUUGUUCUGUUAAUCUGUUUUAUACUAACAGUAAUUUAGCAAACAUAAAAAAAGUAAAGAAAAUUAAACAUAAUUAAAUUCAAUGGUGGCUUAAUCAGUAGAUACUCCAAUGUACACAAAAAAUUACAUACAUGAACAGCAUUCAUUUAAACAUUUAACAUAAAUUCUUUCUACUUUCUUCAAAAAAUUAAUUUUUCUGAAUUUCAGUUCAAUUUUUGCGGAAAUACAUACAUAUGGUAUCAAUUUGUUGCAUACGUAUGUAUAUUGAAAGAUUUAGAAUAUUUGAAUUGUAUGUAAUUAAUAACAUAUUGAAAUAUGUAUAGUAAAAUAUUAUUAAAUAAGUUUAAUAUCUAAAAAAGGAAUUAACAACAGAAACAUGCAUCAAUAUUAAUAAAAAUGUAUAUAAAUAUACUUUGAAAAUAUCAAAAAUUAUAUAAUAGGCAUAAAUUCUGCAUUUCUACAAAAAAUGUUUUCAUAAUAGAACAGCAAUUUUGCAACAAAAAUAUAUUGCAUCAGUUAAAGUCAAUCUAAAUAAAUAAUUAAAAAAAGCAGUAUUUGUGAAUAUCAGUAAGAAAUAAUAGUUUUGAAUGUUUAGUUUUUCACUGCAAGGUAACACAGAAACAAUUUAAUUUUAAAUAAAAAAGAUUAUAACUAUUUCAAAGAUAGUUAUUGUACUCCCAGUAAAGAGCAGAAACCCGAUAGCAUACUAAAGCAAAAUUCAACUUUUGCAUUCACAAUGUAUAACAGUUUAUAUGCUAUUCUGACAAAAAAUAUAUUACAAUAUAUUAUGUAAUAUAUUUUUUCUAUUGUGUUCUAUUGUCGUUGUUAUCAUAAAUAUUAAAUUUAUUAUUUAUUAGAAAAACUUCAGAUUUUGGUUAAUUUUCGAUAAUUAUCCUAAUUUAAAAGAAUUAUUUUUUUUACUAUCUUAACUCAAAAUCACAAAGUAUCAUAAUUGUACAUAUUAAUUCAAUACCAUUUAUAUGCUUGUAUAACUUAACAAUAUAUACAAUUUGAACACAAAAAAAACUAUUGCA
Condylostylus longicornis is the source of this 10112-nucleotide messenger RNA. RefSeq names its product zinc finger protein 236-like. NCBI's taxonomy places the organism in Eukaryota, Metazoa, Arthropoda, Insecta, Diptera, Dolichopodidae. The transcript has 7 exons. Gene Ontology annotation, molecular function: RNA polymerase II transcription regulatory region sequence-specific DNA binding; DNA-binding transcription factor activity, RNA polymerase II-specific. Gene Ontology annotation, cellular component: nucleus. The record is from RefSeq and is a predicted model, not a curated record. Gene Ontology annotation, biological process: regulation of transcription by RNA polymerase II. Bases 102 to 8960 code for a protein of 2952 amino acids.